GACCACCAUGCAUGCGAGCCCCACUCCUCGCGGCACCCCCGCCCGUCGAGGUCGCUCGCCUCGCGCCAAUACAGCAAGCCCCGGCGCAUCCGCCAUGCCCGUCGAUAUUCCCAACAGGCCCCCUACCACCUUCACCUCCUGCCUCUCUAUCGCGGUCGAGGGUACAACCCCGAUUGAGCGCCCCGACGCUGUAGCGCCUCCUUCCACAGGUGAGGCCCCCCAGAGCCACCCGACCGAAAGCAGGCGUGCACCACGCAAAUCCAAGACAGACGCCAUCGCCGCCCUCCACAACCACGCCCAGUCCAAUUCUGACGACGCGCCCGAACCCGUCACCGACGAAGGUGCGAUCCGGAUUAAUCUCAGGGAUGGGCCCCCCGUCCGCGUGACGCCCUUCCUCGACUUGUCCACUCCUGAACAUCCCCAAUGCCACGAUCGCCCAUUCGGCCUGACUGAUUGCCCGGUAUUUCAUCCUACGCUCGAGCAGUGGAAAGACCCAUUGGGCUACAUCAGGAAGUACGGGAUGUGCAAGAUUGUGCCACCCGCCGGGUGGCAUAUGCCGUUCGUGACUGAUACCGAGCGCUUUCGCUUCAAGACCCGUCUGCAGCGCCUCAAUUCGAUAGAGGCGUCGUCCCGCGCGAAGCAGCAGGGCAAUUCGCGUGUCACCGUGCCCACCAUCAAUCACAAGCCCCUCGACCUGUGGCUGCUGCGGAAGGAGGUCCAGAAGCUAGGUGGAUAUGACGCGGUCACCCGCAACAAGAAAUGGGCAGACCUCGGUCGCUCGUUGGGCUACAGUGGUAUCCCCGGCCUAUCCACACAAAUGAAGAACUCAUAUUCCCGCGUCAUCCUACCGUACGAGAACUACCGGGAGCGCGUGCGCAAUUCACCGACCCUCUCGCCGAAGAAACCAGGCGAUCCGCAGCUCAAGACCCAUGCGGCAGGAAAGCAGCACAAGUCAGCAACUAGGGAGGAUGAUGAGAGUGAGCCAUCCAGCCCGUUGACUGCAACGAGUAGUCCUUUGUCGGAGCCGCCAGAAGAGGCGUCGGGUCGACCCCGGCGAAACACCAGGCAGACAUCCUUGGAACAGGCAGGCCCUCGUAGACCGGUACCUGCAAAUGACGACAACCUUCCAUUUGCACGAUCUGCUGCUAGCCAAGCCGACAAGGACGGCAAUCCAGAAAAAGACCGUGGCGAGGAGAUGUUGCUGUGCGAUGGAUGCGAUUGCGGCUUCCAUAUGUUCUGCCUCGAUCCGCCGCUGAACGCGAUACCGAAGGGCCAGUGGUUCUGCCACACGUGCCUCAUGGGCACCGGUGGCGACUUCGGGUUCGACGAGGGUGAGGAGCACACUCUGUCCACCUUCCAAGCCCGCGACCACGAGUUCCGCCGGCUAUGGUUCAAGUCCCACCGGCCCGCAUCGCAAGUAGAGGCCGACGGGGACGUGAAGAUGACGAAGAGGCCCGACGCAGAUGAUCCCACUGCGAACGUGUUCGACGAUGUUGUCGUGACCGAGACGGAUGUCGAGAACGAGUUUUGGCGCCUUGUGCAGAGUCAGCAAGAGACCGUCGAGGUUGAGUAUGGCGCCGAUGUGCAUUCGACAACGCAUGGAAGAACCCAUCCGCUCGACCCAUAUUCCAAGGAUCCGUGGAAUUUGAAUAAUAUUCCAAUCCUCCCUGACAGCUUGCUCAGGUAUAUCAAGAGCGAUAUCUCGGGCAUGACUGUGCCCUGGACGUACGUCGGGAUGGUAUUCUCGACAUUUUGCUGGCACAACGAGGUUGAUGUUCUCACAUUCGCGGGAUAUCUAGUGCAUUGGGGCGAGACAAAGACCUGGUACAGUAUUCCCGGCGAGGAGGCGGAGAAAUUCGAGGCGGCCAUCAGAAGAGAAGCCCCGGACCUUUUCGAAGUCCAGCCCGAUCUCCUCUUCCAGCUGGUCACCUUAAUGAACCCUAGCCGACUGAAGGAGACCGGCGUCGACUUCGUGAUCACCUUCCCCAAGGCGUACCACGCGGGAUUCAAUCAUGGGUUCAACUUUAACGAAGCCGUCAACUUCGCGCUGCCCGACUGGCUGCCGUUCGGACUCGAUUGUGUGAAGCGGUACCAGGAGCACCGGAAGCUUCCGGUAUUCUCGCACGACGAGCUUCUGAUUACGAUAACGCAACAGAACCAGUCCAUCCAGACCGCCCUAUGGCUCAACGACAGCCUACAGGAGAUGAUGGUCCGUGAGAUGCGCAUCCGGGACAAGGCCCGAUCACUCCAGAUGGGCGAGGUGCUUGAAGGCAUGGACCGGGCCGAGGACCAGUGCCAAUGCAGCAGGUGCAAGAUCACGUGUUCGUGCACGACCAAGGUCGUGUGCAUCGACCACAUCGAGAUCUGUGCAAGAGAUCAGAUGAAGGUGUCGGAGCGCGCUGCCAUCCCCAGUACGUGGAGGACGAAGCUGAACAAGAUCUUGACCGAGACCGCGAGACCGCCGCUACGCAGUCUGCGCGCUGUUCUUGCAGAGGGCGAUCGGAUCAACCAUCCCUUGCCCGAGCUGCAGUCGCUGCGCAAGUGUGUCGCUCGAGCCAACGAGUGGGUGGAUGCGGCAAAUGCCUUCCUUGUCCGCAAGCCCAGUCGCAAACGUCCACGCAAGAUCCGCGGCCCGCGCACGUCGUCAGACAGUGCGAACGGCAUGAAUAUGGUCGACGACGCCCCCGAUAGGCCGGAUCACAGCCUGGGAGACCUGUACGCUGUCCUGAAGGAGGUCGAGAACUUAGGGUUCGAUUGUCAGGAGAUCGGGUUCCUCAGGAAUCUUGCCAAGGAAGCGGAGGAGACAAAGGAGAAGGCUCGCAUCUUGCUGAACGCUACACCAUCUCCGCGCGACCGAGACGCACACAUGCAAGAGUGCGACCGGUUGCUCCUGCACGGGCUGUCGCUCAACGUCCUCGUCGAGGAGCUUCUCGAGGUCGAGAAGAUAGUUCUCCGCGAGCAGUUGUUGAAGGAUCUCGAGGAAGAGCUUGACGAAUCCAACGGAGUGCUUCUGGAGGACGUCAGAAGUUGGGUAGCGCGUGCUCGCCAGUGCGACCUGCCGCCCGACAAUCCGUUCAUGAAGCGUAUCGAGCGGCUUCUCCGUCUCGGCGACGAGUGGGAGAGGCGUGUGAAGGAUGUUCUCACUAAACCACAGAGGACGAUCGAGCAGUUGGAUGAGUUCGCGCACCCUGGUUCCGGUAUCCCCAUCAAUUCUGAUCUGCUGGAUCGCUUGCUUGACGCCCGUGCCCGCGCGAAGGAUUACGAGAAGCAGGCGAAGUUGUGGCUCAGCCCGGAGGCAAGCACGAUGAACCCAAGCUGUCUCGGAUCUGAAGCGAACGGUGGACUUCGCUAUGGACCUCGAGACGCGCUGCGAUGCUGUGUGAAGCACCGGUACCAGCAUACCGACGAAGGCGAUAUCUUCCAGACGAUGUUACAGUGGCGCAAGUACGCGAAGGAGCACCUGACCAUGUUCACUCUUGCAAACUUCGACCGGCUCGACAAACAACUAUCCGCCCACUUCCGUUGGCUAGAGAGUCUGCCGUGGUUCUGUCGGCAGCACCAAGAGACUCACGCGCAAGGCCUUAUGGAGGACGUGAUCGAGUCCACGCGGCCUGAGGACGACCUCCCUCCCAACGAUGAGUACUUCACGUGUAUCUGUACGACUCCUGUUCGUCCACCGGCUGCCGGGACUGUGUCCGACGCUGUCCAGUGUGAUCAUUGCUUCGCUCGAUUCCACGGCGUCUGCGCUGCCAAUGGUGGAUCGUGCCCUUUCUGCGAUCACCACCAUUGGAACGUUACCAAGAACUAUUCCGACGAGUGGAAGCAACUUGAAGUGAUCGUCCACCGAGUUGAUCGACUGGCAGGCGUCAUUGGACAGUUCCUGUCGUUCGCGUCGCAGCCUGCGAAUCAGCGUGCCGAGUACAUCCCGCAAGUACGGCACUACAUGCGAAAGCUAUACAGGAUCCAGUUCGCUGUCUCGCCUAAUCCUGAGGUGUCGUUUGGCUUGGACCUUGCAGGCCUUCAUCGUAUUCUCGCAGGACAACCCGUGCCCGUACGGAUGAAGAAGCGUAGGCGGCCGAAGUUUGUCUUCGGUCAGGACGUGGAUCCCGAUUGGCGCGAUGGGACGCGGUGCAUCUGCAGAGGGAGGACGAGCUACCUGCUCAACUACCCCACUGUCCAAUGCGAGGUCUGCGAAAAGCUUUACCACGCUGGCUGUGUAUUCUACCCCGUGGACAAUGCGGGUGGGGUACGGAGGUUCAUGUGCCCUUUGUGCUGCAUCCGCAAGAACCGAGCAUAUCCUUACUCCGAGGUCCGCGUGAAGUACGCAGAGAACCCAGAGGCGGACGUCUACGUGAACACGAAGGAGAUGCUGCAAAACUUCAGCAAAGAGAUUAUCUACAUGAAGUUGCCACCACCAUAUACGCAGACGCUGUUCGUCGAGCUUAUUAGAGAACUCAGCGGCAGGCGAUCACCUCCUCCAGGACAGCCUGUGGACGAAUUCCUUUCUCGAGGUUUGCCUUCCACCAACGGCAGCUCGUCACUAGCGCCACAUCCCCGCGCGCCGCAUCCACCAGUGUCUCAUGCGCCUCAUCAUUCUCAUAGGUCGGCCCCGAUUCCUCCUCCGAACCCCUAUGAGAACGGUAAACCAAUUGGCAUUGCUGAUCCCAGUAGUAGCAGGCAUGUUCCUCCUCCACCUCCUUGGUCGAAUCAGAUCUGGAGCAAUGCUGGUGCGACCGCACCGCCACCGGGUGCACGGCCUCAUCCAGACCCACGUUCGCCGCAUGCUACCAGUCCGCACGUCGCAAACACGCCACCUCAGUCGUCAGCUGUUCGAAAGCGCAAGUAUCCAGACGAGGUUCCCCCACAUACGCCAGAUGAACGUCUAGGUCGGAGCUUUUCACCGGGACCGCCGAAGCGUAGGCAGCCCUCUGACACGCCCCAACCUGCCUCGACUUCCACACCCCGCUCGAACCAAGGCCUCUCUCCUUCUCUCGCGAUGAUGCUGUCGCCUGGGCCCAACGAUAUUCGUACGCCUCCUCAAUCCCGUCCGCCACCGUCUUACACAAGCCGUCCCAUCGCACCGAAUGCAUUGCCUGCAGGUGGAAGCGGUCGAGUAGUAGUCGACGAUCGACCUCCGCGUUCUCACCCGCCUCACCCACCUCACGCAUCUCCUCAUGCUCCGCCCCACACAUCCCCCCAUGCGCCUCACCAGAACGUUCGUAAGUUGGUAUAUACAGAGGUUCAUCCUGAUAGGGCUGGUGAGUUUGGGCAUGUCGGCCAUGGUUCGCCGCCAGACGACUACCGCUCUCUACCCCCUCCCAUGCACUCGCGGCGGUGAAGCCACUUAGUCUGUCCUUGUUGACUGGUUAUUAGUGCUCAGCAUGCUGUACCACUAGUCCCUCCCUCACUGUUCAUGUAGUCAUACGUACGUAAGUUUAUGUUGGGUAUGUUCAUCCUGGGCUAGAAUGUGAAUGUUUCCUGGUUGUUUGCGGCAGAUCUGAAUGUGAACGACUCCUUGCAUGUACAUUGUUGCUUUUGUUCCGCUCUCAAUACCAUGCAGUUCCCUCCUUGCACACAG
Messenger RNA from Fomitopsis serialis, 5578 nucleotides. RefSeq names its product PLU-1-like protein-domain-containing protein. Gene Ontology annotation, cellular component: nucleus. Bases 8 to 5338 code for a protein of 1776 amino acids. NCBI's taxonomy places the organism in Eukaryota, Fungi, Basidiomycota, Agaricomycetes, Polyporales, Fomitopsidaceae. The transcript has 20 exons. Gene Ontology annotation, biological process: chromatin remodeling. The record is from RefSeq and is a predicted model, not a curated record. Gene Ontology annotation, molecular function: histone demethylase activity; DNA binding.